Messenger RNA from Cynoglossus semilaevis (tongue sole), 2309 nucleotides. Its product is annotated as probable global transcription activator SNF2L2. The transcript has 6 exons. Gene Ontology annotation, molecular function: protein binding; chromatin binding. Lineage: Eukaryota; Metazoa; Chordata; Actinopteri; Pleuronectiformes; Cynoglossidae. Bases 389 to 1204 code for a protein of 271 amino acids. Gene Ontology annotation, cellular component: RSC-type complex. The record is from RefSeq and is a predicted model, not a curated record. Gene Ontology annotation, biological process: transcription elongation by RNA polymerase II; chromatin remodeling.
UGCUUUAGACCCGGAGUCACGUUUCUUAUUCAGAUCACUGUAUGGAUUGACACCAAACAGCAUCUUGUCAUGUCUUUUUGCGGUGCAUAAAUUAAAUAGUUUGGGGGGGGGGAUGGGGGGUAGCACGUUUGAGAAAAAAAAAUGGACCCGAUAACUUUAACAGUAGGGGUAGGAAGAAGAGAAAAAAGCGUCUGGCAAGAGUGGAUAUUAAAAACAUGCAGAGGGAGAGGAGCUCGGGGCCUUCAAGAGUCAGGAAAAAGACGUCGGGGAGCUGCAUAUAGGAGAUGGGCACGGCGUUCGUGUUUGCCCCCAGCCCAUUGAUUUGUAUAUGAAAACAUAGCGCUUUUAUUCUCCCCCCGUCUCGGCUCCGCUUCUGAGUGAUCAGCUGAUGAAGAGACUAGCAGCUCGCCGCUAUGCUGGUUUGCUAAUUCUCUCCCCCACAGCUGCAGCCGAUCCUGAUAGCCAGCCUGCACACUGCACUCAGCCUAUAGCAGGAGAGAACGGUUCUCUGGACGACAUGGAAGAGGACAUCAGUCUUAAGAAGCGUAAAGGUGAACAGCAGGGAGAGAAAGUUCUGCAGGCUGGGCAGGUGACUGGUGAAAAGGUCAAAAGAAAGCGGGGGCGCCCACCAGCUGAGAAACUCCCUCCAAACCCACCUGAGCUCACCAGAACACUGAACACCCUGGUGGACAUGGUUAUGAACUACAGAGAUGGGUUGGGCCGACAGAUCAGCAAAGGCUUUGUUCAGCUUCCCUCUAAGAAGGAGGUUCCCGAGUACUACGAGCUGAUCCGAAAGCCAGUGGACUUCAGACGGAUCAGAGAACGAGUGCGCAAUCACAAGUACAGAAGCGUGGGGGAUCUGGAGAAGGAUAUUUUCCUGCUGUGUCACAACGCUCAGACCUACAACCUGGAAGGAUCUCAGAUCUACGAGGACUCAAUAGUCAUCAAGUCUGUUUUUGAGAGUGCGAAGCAGAGAAUCGUCACAAAUGAGGAACAGAAAGAGACGGUCAGCACGAGUCACGGUGACGAUGGAGGCCGAGCUGGAGAAGACCAGUUUAUUCCCUCAGAAGUGAAACCAUUACCGGUUCAUCUAAACAAGGGGACUAAGGAGGAGAGGAGCAGAAACACAAUGGCCAAGAGGCUUCACAGCAACUUGGACAGUGACGACAAUCUAGAAGACAACACCACUAAAGACGAAGGGUGAACUGGGUGAAAGGUCAAAAAGGUCUCCUUUUUUGUAUGAUUCAAUGUCAGUUCACUGCCACAUCCUUUCUCAUUUGAAUUCUCACAUUCUGGGAAAAAUACAUCUCUUCAAUAACAAUACAGGAAGAGCCAUUUAGAGAGAUUCGCUCAUGGAAUUUUCUUUUUUUUUUUUGAUGAUGAUGACUCAUUCCACUUGCUGCACUUUUUCGUAUUCAGUUUGGCUUCCACAGUAAUUAUACUUUUCAUUUUCUGGUCUCUGUGAUUGCUUCUGCAGUUAUUACUGUAAGACACACUGUUUCACUGACUGUUUUUAAUCUGUAUAUUUGAUUGUAUAAAAGCCUUCAUACGUCUACAAGCAUGAUGAUUUAUAGAUAAAUAUAUACAGUGUACACGUCUCCUGAAACCAGCUUCAUUAGAGAGGACAUUUGAAGAGGACGAUGAUGAUGCAUUGAUUAUGAGAGAAUGGAAGCACAAAGCAGGGUCGUUUGAAUACAGUAUCACCACAACUGAGGGAGUGACAUCGUCCAAGAAUACACCGAGUUAAGGUAUAAAGUCAAAGGGAUUCCUGAGUACUUGAGCCGGUGCCUUCUGUCUAAGGAGGUAAGGCAGGGAAAUGUCGCGGCGGAAUGUUAGGAUCUUAGUUAAGCAUUUUUCUAUCUUUUGUGAUACCGUGUAUUCACAUACUGUACAGUCUGUGAUAAGUAAUAAAAAAACCCGUCAUAUUUCAUUCCCUUGCCUUUCCUGUUUGGGGGGACAGAGGACAUCAUUGUUAAGACAAUCCAUACAAACAUGUAUCGCCUAAGCACUUGCAAAAUAAAUUUUACCAAGAAAAAAAAAACCAAAACAACAAAAACCUGUGGUUUCUUUUUUAUCAUCAUGACAGAGAAGUAUUUAAAGUGGAAACAUUUAAGACCACAUGAAUUUGCCUUGAUUGAAAUGUGUAAUUCCAUUAUCAGCCAACAGGUGGGGCAAGAUAACUGCUUGAUUAUCCUUACAGGAGCAGUUUUUGUGUGUUUCAAGGUGACACCAGGACGUGUCAUCAGUUGCUCUCACAGCUUUAUAACUGUACAGAUGUAGAUGUGUCUGUUAGCUGCUGUUGUUCUACU